UCGACGCGUGAGCAUGUGAAUCGAGGUCACACGACCCGAUUCCCGAAACGAUUUCCGUAUAUUUGUAAAUGUUACGUAUAUAUUCGCGCUGUGGAGUUAAAAGUUGAUUACUAACUGAAAGACGUUGCCAAGAAUGUCAACAGCUCUGUAAAAAUACUGAAAAUUUGUGAUACCAGUGAUUUUUGCAACAAACAAAUUACAAAUGAAGAUACUAAUCCGAAAAUGCAUUUUCUGCCUUGAUUUUAAUUUAUUUGGGAUACUGUAAAAAUACAGUGAAGUGACGUAAAAUUACUCAAUGCCACCGAAACAGGGGUCAUUGCACCAGAGAAAUGCUAUUGAAGUCGUUAUUAUCGAAGAGCAGCAACAGAUCCUAAACACUGUGAAACAGUUCAAUGACCUCGCCGACAGUAUUAGUGCUGUAUUCGGCACUAUUAUGUUUCACAAUGGCAGUAGUUUUAGAACAAACAGCUGAUAAUAAUAAGUUCAAAAAUAUGAUAAGCGUAAAAGAAGGAUCAGAUACAAGAGAUGUUUAUAGUAAGAAUUUAACAAUAAGAACUAGGUCCUAUGCAUUUAAUAAUAGAAUAAAACUUAACAAUAUGAAAAAUUCCAAAAUAGAAACAAGUAGUUAUAAAAGAUAUGAAGGUGUUGUUAAAGAUAAGAAAAAAUAUGAAAUACACAUAGGAAAUAACAGUGUUUUAAACAGACAUUUAAAUAUACACAGGGAUCAUGUAGAUAAACUUAAAUAUAAUAUUAGUUCAGUGAAGGAUAACAUUAAGAAAAACAGAGUUAAAAGAGAAGAAAAAGUGCACAAAUGUGAUAGCUUCUCAUUCAAGAAGGGAAAAUCAUAUAUAUCCCAUCCCCAUAUCGGUGAUAAUGAUAAUGUCAAUUAUUCUGGGAGCACGUAUUGUACAACAGUUAUAAGUGCGCCAGAAGGAUAUGUUGUUCAGCUGACGUUCGUUGACAUGUUCCAUAUAGAAGAGCACCCGGAUUGUAGUUAUGAUUAUUUAGAAAUUCGUGAUGGAGACAAAGGAUAUUACAACCUUUUGAGCAAAGUGUGUGGAGAGAAGUUUCCACCACAAAUCACCACGACGGGUCCCAAUGCUUGGCUGAAGUUUUAUUCUGAUGACACAAUAGAAUAUAAGGGCUUCCGGAUCCAAAUUGAUUUCAUUACAAAGGACACUAGCGCCAGCAUUCCGGAGUCAUGUGCCACAUCACUGUCGGGGAAGUACGGCAGUUUUGAUUCAGAAAAUUUAAAUGAAGACUGCAAAGACAGAACUACGAACCAAGCGCUUGACUAUCUUUGGAGCAUCGACGUACCAGAUGGGCAUAGAAUCUACCUUAAUUUCACCACAUACAUGGUCGGUGAACCCAACGAGUGUGACAAAAACUUCGUACAAGUUUUUGGAAGUAUACUGGAAUAUGAAGAAAAACUAGCACAUUACUGUGGAUCAGUGGCUAUGCCGGUGAUCACGCCGGGGCCCAGUGCCAAGGCCGGCGAGGUUAUAGAGGACGAUGACCAAGGCAACAUAAUGCACGUCCGACUUUACGCGGCGAAAGAACAAAGGACGAAAACUUUUAUUGACGCUACGUUCACCGCUUUUCGGACUUUGGAUUUGUAUAAAAAUAAUACAUGCGAUGCAGAAACCGAAUUUGACUGUCAGGACAACACUUGCAUCGACAUCGAUUUGAAAUGCAACAAUUAUGCCAACUGCAGGCUCAAAGCUGAUGAAGAGAAGGAUCUAUGCAAGCAUACGACCGAAUCUCUAAUCCAACAACCUCGUAUUCAACUCAUCGUGAGCAUCUUCGGCGUCAUCCUCUCCGGCAUCAGCUUGGUGAUCUGCUUCAAGUGUAUUAAGAAACUGUACAAUGACCACAAAGUCAUUAAAGAACAGAUCCACCUAUCGUGUGAAGAUAAGUUAGACAGCAUGAUUGGCAGUCGACUUAUACUGGAUCAGAAGAGAAUGGAUGGCGACAGCGAGCCGCGGGAAAGCCUGGAAAGAGACAAUCAUGUCAAUCAAUCAAUCAAACAUACAAAUGAGAUGUUCAAACAGCAGAGAAAUUUGCAACAGAAACUACGCCCAAUGAGUAUUGACUCAGACUACAUCCUUGAGAGCGAUCUAGAUCUUGAAGAAGAGCUAUUGCACCAAAAUGCAAAAAAUAGAUUCCCUAAAACAGAGCAACUAUUUGAAGAAAGAUCAAGAAGAAACGGAAUUGAAAAUAUAAAAAUAGAAGACAACAAACAGAUCGUCAAAGAAGAAGCGUCAGACAUAAAAGAUAAAAAAAUGGAACGAAAUGAAAGAAGCAAAAAUAAAGAAUACAAGCAUGAUUUCAAUGAAAAAGAAACAUUGACAAGAAGCCAAGAGGCUGAAGAAAGAGAUGAAGUACAUGAAUUAAGAGAUGUGUCAGUCAGUGUUCCAGAUACCAAACAAACUGGGUGUCAAACAAGGGACAGUUUGUUCGAAACAGCUCCAAUAUUACCACUGAAUGGUUCAGGCAACGCCAAUAGCAGAAGCUUAUCCAAGUUAAGGCAAUCCAGUGCGAGUGUAGUUAGGCCGUCGCCCCCUCAGAUUAAGCCCUCAGAUAUUGUCAUCGAAGUCAUCAAACCAAUUGCAGAGGAGGAGCGUAAACCACUGAAAAAAGUCCCGGACCGUCGUCCCAUAAGAGCGGAAACUACCCGAUCAGCCCCGGAUGUCAUUAUUUUAGCAAAGCCAACGCCUUGAGUAACCAGUGAGAUCAAUGACCUCGAAACACUCGAAGCAGUCAGGGACUUAUAAUGAUGAAACCAAACGGAAGCGGGGAUGUCUUUAAUAGUGUUUCAUAAUCUCAUACGCAGAAAAACCAAAGUCACCGACAUAACUCAACAAGUCGCGAAGCUGAAGUGGCAAUGACCGGGUCACAUAGUUUGAAGAGCCGAUCGACAUUUUGGUCUCAAGGUGCUGUUAUGGCGACCCCGCACUAGGAAACGCAGUGUUCCACGCCAGGUGGAUUGACGAUAUCAACCGAUUCGCAGGCAUUCGCUGGAUGCAGGCGGCUCAGGAUCGUGAUGUUUGGAAGUCCCUACAAAAGGCCUAUGUCCUGCAGUGGACGUCCAUCGGCUGAUAUGAUGAUGAAUCUCAUAAGACAGAUAGAAGAACAUUACGUAUAAAACAGACAACAUUGAGAUCGAAUAUAGUGCGUGCCUAUCUAUAUCUAAGUCAGUUAAGCAAGAUAAAAGCGACUGAUAUGGUAGCUCCACGUAGUAUUUAUAGUUUAUGUUGAUAAGUUCCGGUUGUUUCAAGGUCAUAACUCAUUAGAGCUCCCUGCAUCUGCAAGAUAAGAAAGAAAGAAAGUAAAUAAAUUUAUUCAUAUCAAAAAGUUACAUACAGUAACCUAUUCUUAUGACAGAAUGUCUGUCUGUAACCCUUAAAAAGAAAGGGUGUACAGCUAAGCAUAAUAUGCUGUGUACUACAUACAAGCACAAUACACGGCGCUGAUUUUCAGCUGAGAUCCGUGUGACGUCACAGCUAAUAUGAACUAAAUUAAAAUAAGCAGUAAAUAUGUGUUGAAUUUAUAAAUAAACAAUUAUACUAAUUAAACUACAGAUAUAUACAGUAAUUAAAGAUCACUCGCACGUGUACCUACAUUUAUUGUUAACGAGACGAAGUGUUUCUGUGGAAUUGUUUAAUAAUAUUUUCACUGGUGACAACGCGGCGUCCAUAUAUGGACCUUCUGUAAGAGAGAGAGUGGACGCCGAACGAUAAAAUGGUUGGUCGGACGCCGGAUGGCUCUUAUGGGUUAUAACCCUUAGCGCAUUGCAUUUAAUCCUGCAUUUGUUUGUUUUCUAGCUGAUAUUUUUUGAGCGUUUGUAAAACGGUUGAAUAUUUGGAAUGUGCUUUUGGUGAUUUUUAGUUUUUUUAGUGCUAUUGUAUUUAUAAAUAAAAGCUUUGGAACGCUUUGAACGUUAAUAUGUAGUUUUCCGUGGCAGUGGUGUCGAACUAAUUGUUCAAUUGUCCAAUAUUUUUGGAUAUUCAGUUUUUUACGGUUAACUUUAUUUCUUUACGUUUCAUUUAUUAAUUCGGAUGUUCCUAUUUACUAUGAAAUACCUAUUUAAAUUAAUUACCUGAGAAAGAGAAGUUUUGGAGAUUAGACUGAACGGAAUAACAGAUCAAUAAUUUAAAAUUGGUCUUUCGGUUCUGCUUUCCUCUUUUUAUCGUCCUUUAUAAUUUUGUCAAAGUAAUCAGUAUACAGUAGCAAUAAUAAAAAUAUUAUAUAAUACUUAUAUUAUGUAUAUAAGAUAAGAACAUGUAAAUAAAUUUCUCGUAUUCAUUAUAUACAUAUUAUAUAAA
Bicyclus anynana (squinting bush brown) is the source of this 4325-nucleotide messenger RNA. RefSeq lists its product as uncharacterized. The record is from RefSeq and is a predicted model, not a curated record. The transcript has 14 exons. NCBI's taxonomy places the organism in Eukaryota, Metazoa, Arthropoda, Insecta, Lepidoptera, Nymphalidae. Gene Ontology annotation, molecular function: protein binding. The coding region runs from base 393 to 2720 and encodes 775 amino acids.